CAAUACCAUCGUCAAUGCAUUCAAAAUCCAUCUUGAAAUAGUCCCAGGCCGGAGUGCAGUUCGCUCGAUAAAGUAAAGAAUGUGCAAAAACGCCACCAAUCAGACUGAUCCUUAUUGCUCCGACAGCAUCCUGGAGGGUUCGGGUUACAGUCUUGUGUUUCUCCUCGGCCUCGUCGUCAACGGCGCUGCUCUGAGGGCCUUCGUCGCAAUGCGGGCCUCCUGGACCGACACCCACAUCUACAUGCUGAACUUGUCUCUGGCUGACUUCACCCUGGUCCUUUUCCUUCCCUUCAGGAUUUACGACGCCUUUUUCUGCCUGCCUAAAACUUUGCUCUGCACUUUCCUAAUUUUUAUUCACUACAUCAACAUGUACGCCAGCAUCCUGACCACGACAGCCAUCAGCGUCCACCGCUACCUGACCAUCAGGUUCCCUCUGCAGGCCAGAUCAUGGAAGAAGAAGAAGGAGGCAGCUGUCGCAGUCUGCUUGUUCAUCUGGGUGGUUUUAGUUUUAAUUGUUGUUGUUUUUCACGAGGAUAACCUUCCUGAAAAACUCUGGACUUGCUAUGAAAGAUGUAAAAAUAUCAGAAUCCGUCCACAAUUUACCUUUCUUCUGUUUUCUGUCGGCUACCUGGCUCCUCUGCUGACAAUUGUGUUCUGUUCUAGUCGGAUCAUCUGUAUUUUGGGGAAAGAGCAAAACAAGUCGGAGGGAAAGAAAAGCACUGUUGGUAUAGUAAAAGCAAACAUGAUUGUGUUUCUUGUCUGCUACACACCAUUCCACAUUGCGAUUAUAGUCAACUUUUUUUUAAGUGUGCCAUCAAAUUGGAAAUAUUUACCAGCUCAUGUGUUUUUGCAAGUGUCUGACUGGAUCGCCUCCGCAAAUUGCUGCUUUGAUUCCAUCAGCUACUAUUUUUUAUUAAGAAAUUUUUACACAUAAAUUAAUGAU
This is a messenger RNA of Gambusia affinis (western mosquitofish), 943 nucleotides long. RefSeq names its product G-protein coupled receptor 35-like. Gene Ontology annotation, biological process: phospholipase C-activating G protein-coupled receptor signaling pathway; positive regulation of Rho protein signal transduction. Bases 80 to 934 code for a protein of 284 amino acids. The record is from RefSeq and is a predicted model, not a curated record. Lineage: Eukaryota; Metazoa; Chordata; Actinopteri; Cyprinodontiformes; Poeciliidae. The transcript is spliced from 2 exons. Gene Ontology annotation, molecular function: G protein-coupled receptor activity. Gene Ontology annotation, cellular component: membrane.